This is a messenger RNA of Rhinichthys klamathensis goyatoka, 1122 nucleotides long. RefSeq names its product proline rich 18 (gene prr18). The record is from RefSeq and is a predicted model, not a curated record. The coding region runs from base 197 to 958 and encodes 253 amino acids. The transcript has a single exon. NCBI's taxonomy places the organism in Eukaryota, Metazoa, Chordata, Actinopteri, Cypriniformes, Leuciscidae.
GACCACGCCCCUUAUUCCGCCUGACAUUAUAAAUCCCGCGGAUGCCCCGCCCCUUGUUAGUCUAAGCGAGAUGUGGAGUGCAGUGGACUACUGCGUCUAAUAUCCAAAGAUCCGGUGGACCGAGGCGAAUGGACGUAUUUCUCCCAUCAUUCACGCACAGAUUUCUUCAUUAUUUUGCGCAUCGAUAGCAUUCAAAAUGCCUUUUCCGCCGAUAAACCUGCACUCACGGAUAUCAUCGCCAAGAAAGGAGCUGUUCAGGAGAAAGAAGAGCAGGGACAAUGUCGCACCUCCUCAACCCACGUACAGUCAAAGGACAGGAGACGACAAGGAAUCGGAGAAAGAUAAAAUAUCCACAUCGUGGCCGUCGGCCAAUUUAAAGCUUGGACGAAGUAAGCCGAGCAGAGUCCCUCCAGAUCCCGAGACGGACAGCAAACAUUCAUGGUUGAGCGUCCCCAAACCCUUGGCUACCUCAUGCGAAAGCGUCCCACGGUCCAGUUCUGGAGAGUCCAGCCAUAAAUACGCCUCCAGGACCUCUAUAGCAAAAGAAGGCGGCGAGCAAGAGAUCCACUUCUCCCUCAGCCUGACCCCUGAAGCCAUCCUAGUCAUCCAAAAGCGCAAUCUGGAAAAGCAAAUGAUGGCCAAGCAACAGAAGUGCUGCGCUUCCGCGGACUUGAGACACCGGCGCGUUUUCCCAUCCAAGAGAGCUCAGGGCAGCUCUAAUAAUAAGAGCUCCGGACCUGUUGCCAAACUGGACGCUUCCAAUGACAUAAGCACCAUUGUGAAGAUCUCUCUCCUCAAUGAUCAGUACAAAUACGAUGAUGUUGAGUAUGAGGAGGAGGAUGGAGACGUGGACGAGACUGUCAUGAGGAAAUGUAAAGAGUGGCUCAAAGGUGUGGAAAGCGCUGCUGCUUUUGGGAAAGUUGAUAAACUGUCAUCUUUGCCUCAUCUUAAAAGUUGAUGACCUCAAAAUUCCACAAAAGAAAGGUCCACUGUGAAGACUUCAGUCCACGAGUUAUGUGUCAAACUCAAAAGUCACCUAAUUUGCUUUUAGAAAUAAUGUUGUCUGAGGGUCAUUCACACAGGACGCGUUCUUGCGUUGAAAAACAGCGGGACAGAGCGCAA